Messenger RNA from Dinoponera quadriceps, 6308 nucleotides. Its product is annotated as homeobox protein araucan-like. Gene Ontology annotation, biological process: regulation of transcription by RNA polymerase II; neuron differentiation; cell development. Gene Ontology annotation, molecular function: DNA-binding transcription factor activity, RNA polymerase II-specific; RNA polymerase II cis-regulatory region sequence-specific DNA binding. NCBI's taxonomy places the organism in Eukaryota, Metazoa, Arthropoda, Insecta, Hymenoptera, Formicidae. Bases 908 to 2767 code for a protein of 619 amino acids. The transcript has 7 exons. The record is from RefSeq and is a predicted model, not a curated record. Gene Ontology annotation, cellular component: nucleus.
GAAGAGGGAAGGAAAAAUACGGCGCGGCUCCCAGGGAAAAUUCGAACGUUAUCCGUGUCUCAGGAUUCGCACGGGAUCCUCUCGGGCCCUCGAGGGGUUGCUUCGCCAACGAGCGCGUCGCGGAACGAUCGGCGACAAGGUGGAGAGCACGACGAGAGAGGUGGAGGCGAGAGAGGAUAGAGGGCCAUAUCACGGUGACUCUUCCUGCGACGACGACGAGAUCCGAAGGGUUUUCGCGCCGGCGGCUGCCGCGGGGGUGAAAGUGGGGUCUUAAAAGGUUCCGGUGGGAAACCCAGCAGGGCGUGAAUGGCUCCAGACACGCUGGAGGUGCCCGGAACGUUUCGUUAGAGGCGUGAGAGGGAGAGCGAAGUAGAGAGAGGAGAAAAAGAGUAGCUACGGAACGAAAGGGGGUUGAGGGGCGCGCAUACACGCACGCAUACACGCGUUGCGUGUCGUUAUGCGUGAACGGGGACACACGUGCGCGCGCACGUAGCGGCGUCUCUCCUUCAAGUUCGCCAGCAGCGCACUACUACACGCGACUCGGCCACGAGGAGUCGGGGUCUUUGUUCACGAAAGUUGGGUUUACCUCGUUCCUACGGAGCGACGGAUCCCGCUCGGCGACGCGUCGCCCUUCUUCCCCUUCUAUUUUUGCAACCGCGCGCGAGGCCCCGAGAGAUAUUUCUUGUGAAAAUACACGAGCGUAUUGACGCGUGCGGGGGAAAUCGAUGAGCGAGACAGUGGUUGCGGUAAACGGUACGAGCCGGAAGUGGCUCGACCCGAUCUUCCGUUGAAGAGGUGCCACUCGAAUCUACUCGCACAAAAGGCGAUAAUUGUGCGCGGCUGAUUCACGACGAAUUGAGAGCUCCUGGUGAGCGGCGGACAGCCGACUACGGCGACGUCGCCGGCGAUGUCGUCAGGGGGUGCGCUGAGUCCGGGCGCCCUUUCGCCCUCGUCGACGGCGACUACGACGACGGGGGUGGGACCGGCGGGUACAGGUGGCGCCACGACCCCCGUCGGUGGUACUACCGGGCCCGGUUGUUGCGAAAACGGCAGGCCCAUGAUGACGGACCCAGUGACGGGGCAAACGGUGUGCAGCUGCCAGUACGACAGCGCGGCGAGAUUAGCGCUGGGUGCGUAUCCCAGGCUAGCGCCCACCGCGACCUCCUACUCCUCCUACCCCACGCCGACGCCCUCAACCACCGACCAGGGGCCUUACCCCAGCAUCGGCAUGGACAGCUCCGCGUUCUACUCCCCAUUGGGUAAUCCGUACGGACUGAAGGACGCGACGGGGAUGGGCAUGACGCCGGACAUGGGUGCUGCCUGGGGCUCGGCCGCCCUUCAACCUGCCCCCGCGGGUUACUACCCUUACGAUUCAGCCCUGGCCGCCUACGGGUACGGCGCCGGCUACGACCUGGCGGCGCGGCGGAAGAAUGCCACGAGGGAGUCGACGGCAACCUUGAAGGCUUGGCUGAACGAGCACAAGAAGAACCCGUAUCCGACGAAAGGCGAGAAGAUUAUGCUGGCUAUCAUCACGAAGAUGACGCUAACGCAAGUCUCCACUUGGUUUGCGAACGCGCGGAGACGUCUCAAGAAGGAGAACAAAAUGACCUGGGAGCCGAAGAACAAGACGGACGACGACGACGACGCGGUGCUCACCGAUUCCGAGGAUAACAAGGAGAAGGACGAUCUAGCGGCGGACAAUAGAGGCGACCGAGUCGGCGAAGAGGCGAGACGGGGCCUCGACGAUACCGAGCCGAUGAGGCACGUGAAAGCUGAGCUCAUGCAGCACGAGAAGGAUCUCGAGGACGACGACGAUCUCGAUCUCGAGGAGGAUCGUCGACGGGGCGAGCAUCCCUUUCACCACACGAUGCAGCACCAUCACCAUCAUCACCAGGGUUACGGCGGUGAGGAGCAUCUGAAGGAAGAAGGAAUCAAGCAGGACUGCAGCGCCGGCGGCGUGCCGAUCCCGGCGACGAAGCCCAAGAUCUGGUCGUUGGCGGACACCGCGGCGUGCAAGACGCCACCGCCGUCUUCACACCAACAGCAAUACCACCACCUGCAUCAUCAGCAGCAUUACCCGCAGCAGCAGCAGCACCACCUGCCCAACCAAGCCCACCAUCACCACUCGCAACAAGCGUGGCUCGGGGCGACGGGUGGAGGCGGCGGUAGCGCCGGCGGAGGAAGCUUGAGCUCGUUCGCUCUGCCCUCCUCGGCGGGUAUGAGCCCGUCCGCGGCAGCGACGACGCCCUACUCCAGCGCUGCCGUUAGAUACGGCGGCUUCCUCUCGUCCUCGUCCGGCGGCCAGCUGCACUACAACCCGAACUCCUCGUCCGGCUCGAGCUCGAGCGCCUCCUCCUCGGCGGCGGCGGGGUUUCCCGAGGUUGGCACGGACACUCCACCGCAGACGCCACCCAAUAUGAAGGUGGCCACGCCGAACGGAGUGAUCCAGCCGCCACCGGGUGGCUACUGCCCUGGUGGCAACGCGAAUGCCGCGACUAACGGCAAUCCCAAUCCCUACGGGGCGAGUCAUCCCGGCGGUGGUGGUGGCGGUUACCUGUCGACGAGCUCGGGCUCCAGCAGCGCCUCCUCCUUCAGCUCGCGGCUGCAGAGCUCGCCGCAUAAGGACUUCUCGCCGGUCGGGCAGAACUCCAUUCUGCAUCAGCAUCAAACCACUGCCAGCUUGCCGCCCACGGAAGCUACCACUGCGUUCAAACCCUUCUACAAAGGCUCGCAGUCGAUGGGUAGCGGUUUCGUGUCACCGGUCUAAGGAGCUAGCAUAAAGGUCCAGGAUGACAGUCGUCUUUCUCUCGAAAAGAUAAAGCGGCGCCGUUGAGGAAAGGUCCUGCGAAGGAGGUCCUGCGGCCGGACUGUAAAUACGUGCUCCUGAGUGGUCUCGGGAUUUAUUAGCGUUAUCUCGAGCUCGCGCGUCAGACGCGAAGAAAGAAGGAAGCGCGGAGCGCACUAGCGGAAGGGAGAAGGAGAGAACGGAGCGGGGAGAAAAGGGUAGAAAGGGUUUGGGAGAGGAAGGGUGGAUGGAGGGCAGUUGACUCUUCGGGAUACAUAAAUCGUCCCCCCCCCCCCCGACCUCUGGAAGGAAACGCGACCGGGAGAAGACGUAUAUGGGGGGCGGAUAGAGCGGGCGCUCGCGCGAGGGGCGCGGCAGGAGGAGGAGUGGGCGGCGGCAGCUUAGGGGAGAUUUAGGAAUUAGGAGAAUUACGUCAAAGUGCCUGCUUACGCACGGCUACGUACGGCGAGGCGACACCGCGAGCUCGGGUGUGUGAGAGGAAAGAGUAUGAGGGACCGGCAACGCGGGAGGAUUUAUGUCCGAGGCUCGCGCGCGUUUCUCCCGGUAAAAAAUUGGUUCGUCGCGACCGAGCGUAGCGGAGAGUAUGGCCGCUAUUUCCGAACGGUUACUGGUUAUCGUAACCGCACCGUGCCUGCCGACGGGCUUUCUCUAGGAGGAACGACAGCGGGAAGAAGUGCGAGCAGCGGCGAUGCGCGGGUCCACCUUGUCGCUGAGGCACGCUCAGGUGGAGGUAAAUGUUUUCGGGAUACACCUGGGUCGAGAGAGUAAGAGAUGAGGGAUGAGGGGGGAGGGGAAGAGAGAGAGAGAGAGAGAACGGUCGUACGAUUUCUCCGCCGACGAUCUUCGGUGCCCGGAUACCAUCGGUGCAUCGUUUCCACGUAUACACAUGCAUGUGUAUAUACAUAAUACAUACAUAGACACACAGGCGCGCAACACAUGUACCGUCUACACGUCGCGAUGUCGCGAAUUAAUCUCUUCCUUUCCUUUUCUCUUUUAGUCAACACACACCAUUCAGUUCGGUCGUUCGGUGUCUUUGGCAAGAGCGAGUUCCCGCGUGCGCGCGUAGAAUCCUCGAUUCUGUAAAUAGGAGAGACGAGAGGCGCCGAUCGUGCUUCGAGAAGCUGCGCCGACGGCGUCGCAGCAUCAACGGAGAUUGUACGCGCGUACACACACACGUACACACACACACACAUAUAUAUAUGUACGUGACACGUGUAUAUAAUACACUUGCCGGUAGAAGGGCGAGUCGUUUUCGAGAUCCCAUUAUACCGCCGGUCGAUCUGUCCGGUUUGCCCGUUUCGACGGGACACGGAGUCAAGCGGGACCGGCUGGAGGACAAACGACGCGCCUCCUUCGAGAUCGCGAGCGGAUACCAAUCGCGUAUUCACGGGCAACGUGCAAGUAAGCAAGCUAGCAAGCAACCGCUGGCUCCUUCGUUACAGAGGAAGUAACGAGGUACCCUCCAUCUAAGAACGGUCAUCGUUCGAAAUCGCUCGUGGUAGCUCAGUGGGGUGAUUUCGACGAGACGAGGAACGAGGUUCGGGUGAAAUGUUGCGCCCGAAGUCGCGCGGUACCACCAGAAUCGUGAGAUACACAAAGAACAAGAGGGGGAGGGGAAAGAAAAAUACAGAGAGAGAGAGAAAUACUUGAUUUACCUGCUGUAAGUUUAAGGCGAAAAUAAAGGAAAGACAGAUCGCAUAGCGUACUACAAAGCUACUAUCUUUAAACUACCACUAACUCCUUUAACUAUCCGAAUGAAAUAUUAACGUAUACCCGACAUACCCGCAUAUAGAGAUGGAAUGAUAAAUAAUGCACACCUACGCAUCACACACACACACACACACGUUGACACGCGAGUUAACUCUAGGCCGUAGAUCUUAAGGCUGUACCUACUACAUCACGAAAUUUUAUCGGGGCGGCGUCUCGAGAGUCCCCGCGGAAAGAAGGAGAGAAAGAUACCCGCGCCGCAGAGUAUACUAUAUUCUAAGUAUAAAUACGAAUAAAUAUAUAGGAAGGAAGGGAGAGAAAGGGAAGGAGGAAGAUCGUACGAGCGGAGAGAUGGCGCGUAAUAAUGAUUAUCAGCGGCAAGCGGAUACGACGGUGGUGCUGCUACGAGGAUCAAAUUUGUCCUUUUUCGCGCGCGACCGAGCCGUGCACUCGCGCAUCUCAACGUCAAAUCGGCAUACCUCGGCCUAUUUUCCGUCUCGGCGCUCUUACUUUCUCUUUUCUUCGUUUCUAUCGUUUGUCAAUAUUGUAGCACUAACUUAUGUAAUAAGGGGAUAAUCUUCCCGCUAAAGAUAAAAGUGAAUAACAUCUCGAACACCAACACGCGCAACGUCGUGAGAUACUCUUCUCGCGUCGAGCGAUCGUUGCUUAGUGCGUAGCGUUAUUAUAAAUUAAAAUUCUCUGAAAUAAUUUUCCAACGAAAAUCUUGAAAAGUUACGGACGAGCGGUAGAAUUAGUCAAUGUUUCGUUUUUAAGGACGUUGAUCCUUUCGGUCGCGGAAAAUUCGCGCACGCGAGGAUUUCGUCGCGUAUGCGUUGCAGCACGCGCGCAAGUAUCGCUCGAGGAAGUCACGCGAAUCGAAAUGCGGCAGUGCACGGUGCUCGAAAUUGUUGAUAUUUUUUUAUAUGAACAUGUAUGUAUAUCGCGCGCGCGCGACUUGUACUCUUCUCUUCGAAGGGAAGAGCGGCCGGCGAUCGAGCAGGACGCGCGGUGUGUUUCGCCAAACACGAUAGUCUCGGGCCGCGUUUCGAAAGAAGAAAACAAAGAGAAAAACGAAAGGAAAUAUCAGCUAUUAUUUUGUACUUUGGAGUAACGAGAGUGCGCGCGAGAGUCGGCGGUUUGAGAGUGUGCGAACGCAACUUGUACAUUGUUUUGUAAAGAAUACAUUUAUUUAUAUCUGUGAUAACGGGAGAGCGAGAGAGAGAAAGAGAAAGCGAGAGAAUGUGUGUGUAUAUGCAAUUUUUCCGUUUAACGGAAGGAAACGACAUACACGCAACAUAUAAACAGACCUACCACACAACACGCACACACACACCCACAUAUAAGGCGUUUGCGGUAUCGGUAUACUCUGACGAAGAAGACGGUCGGUGCUCGUGCAUUCGUUGACACGUAUAUCAUAGUAUAAUUAUAGAUAACGUUAUUGUAAAUAAUCAGGAGAAAAGUAGAGUCGCGAAACGAGGGUCGAUUGUGCCGCUUCGCGGGCGGUCUAGUUAACGAGCUGGGAUGGAGCGGUAAAUAAAAAUGAAAAGAUUAUACAUAUAAAUAUACAUAUAAAUAUAUAAAUAUAACGCACGUUUUGUGUACAUUGUCGCACCCUCGUGAGAGAAUCUAUUUGUUGUGAAUAGUACAGGUAAUGACGCAGAUAUACACUAUGACUACUAGGUUUUAUUCGCUUGUUCGUACGAAUUCGAUUGUAAAGUAAUUAAAAACUGUACAUAGUUCUGAAUGUGAAUAUAAACAGAAUAUAUAUAUCUAUUAUUAUUGCAAUUAUUAUUAU